Messenger RNA from Recurvomyces mirabilis, 2031 nucleotides. RefSeq lists its product as uncharacterized. Gene Ontology annotation, biological process: lipid metabolic process. NCBI's taxonomy places the organism in Eukaryota, Fungi, Ascomycota, Dothideomycetes, Mycosphaerellales, Teratosphaeriaceae. Gene Ontology annotation, molecular function: acetoacetate-CoA ligase activity. The transcript has 2 exons. The record is from RefSeq and is a predicted model, not a curated record. The coding region runs from base 1 to 2031 and encodes 676 amino acids.
AUGGAGGACACGAAACAGAUACCAGAGGUACUAUGGACACCUGCCAAUGCAAACCGGACACCUAUGGACGAAUAUCGCCGGCAUGUCAACAAAAGGUACUACCAGAAUCUACGGACAACUCGAGACCUGCAUCGGUGGAGUGUCGAUAAACCGCAAGACUUCUGGCUUGAUCUGUACAGCUACCUAGACUUCACACCACGACUUCCAGCCGACUUGACGAAAGCCUACGAUGACACUGUGCCCAUGAGCUCGAACCCUCCCUUCUAUCCUGGCUUGAGGUUCAAUUAUGCCGAGAAUGCGAUCUUCAGCAAGCCGGACCCGAAUGCAAUGGCUCUCGUCGGGUUGCGGGAAGGUAUCGAUCUUACUCGAGAAGAUGGCGAAUUGGUCACCUGGCACGAGUUCCGCGAGAAGGUCAGGCUAGUAUCAAGUGCACUACGACGAAGUGGUGUCAAGCAGGGCGAUCGCGUGGCAGCUCUAGUCGCGACGUCAAUAUGGGCCAUGGUUCUCUUCCAUGCCAGCGCAGCAAUUGGUGCCAUCUUCACCUCAAUCAGCCCAGAUCUGGGUCUCGAAGGCUGCGUCUCCAGGUUGCAGCAAGUCUCACCCUCCAUUCUCUUCGCCGACAGCGAUACAGUGUACAAGGGAAAGACCGUUUCGACAGAGGACAAAGUCAGGCAGAUAGUGGCGAGGCUACAGCCCAAGCCACAGACAUAUGUCAUACCGAUCGUUUCGUCGAUCAGCGCAUUCCCUCCUGUCGAUGUCUUCAUGUCGAGAGCGAACGCUUCCGACCCUUUGACAUUCGCACCGACCUCAUUCAACGAUCCUCUGAUGAUCUGCUACAGUUCAGGUACCACAGGUGCACCAAAGUGUAUCGUCCAUCGACAUGGCAUCCUACUGCAGACAAAGAAGAUCUCAGCCAUCCACAACUCGACAACCACAACAGAUGUUAUCUUACAGUACUCCUCGACAUCUUGGGUUGUGUUCUACGUAAUGUGCGGCUACUUUGCAUGCGGCGCAAAGACAAUCGUCUAUAAUGGUAGUCCAAUGUAUCCCGACGCGAAACAGCUCCUGCGGAUGGUGGAAAAGUACAAGGUAACAUACUUUGGGACAUCUCCCCGAUAUCUGCUUGAGGUUGAGAUGUCGAAGACUGUACCCAAGCAAGAGUUCGACCUAUCAUCGAUGCGAAUUGCAUACACGACAGGCGCAACCUUAUCGCCCGAGCAAUACCGCUGGUUCUACUCGUCGUUCCCGUCCGAUGUUCACCUCUGCAAUACAGCAGGCGGCACAGAUACGGCUACCUCCCUAGUAGCAGCAGACCCCUGUGGACCCAUCAGAGCUGGGGAGAUGCAAAUUUUCAGUCUCGGCACUGAUGUCGACGUCGCGGACCCAAAUACUGGCGAUUCCAUCCUGAAUACGGGAGAAGCAGGCGAGAUGAUCAUACGAAAGCCUUUCCCAAGCAUGCCUUGCUUCUUCUGGGGUGAUAAGGAGAACAAGAAGUAUAGGGAGAGCUACUUCGAGCGGUACACACAUAUUGAUGUGUGGGCUCAGCACGAUUGGCUGAGCUGUAAUCCAAAGACAGGAGGCCUGAUUAUGCAUGGAAGGAGUGAUGGAGUACUUAAUCCCUCAGGCAUCAGAUUCGGCAGUGGCGAGAUCUACGCCAUUGUAGAAGCUGCUCCACUCAACACGAGAAUCCUAAACAGUCUCUGCGUAGGUCGACGGCGACCACAAGACAAAGACGAGGACGUCUUCCUCUUCGUCCAGAUGGCUGCUGGACAGUCACUCACUCCGGCUUUCCGAGCAGAAAUCAAAGCGGCCCUACGUACAGCACUCUCGCCUCGCCACGUGCCUCGAUUCGUGCUCGAAGUGCCUGACAUACCGGUCACGAUCAACGGCAAGAAGGUCGAGACAGCGGUCAAGCAGGUCCUGGGUGGAAAAGAUGUGCAGGCGAGCAAUACGGUCAUGAAUCCGGGCAUGAUACCAUACUUUAAGCGCUUCCGAGAUAUCGAGAGCGAGCCUAGAGAUGCGAAGUUAUAG